AUGCCGAGCGAAAUGCUGGAUCAUGGUGAUGGCAAUGAUGAGCAUAUGUAUGCAGGUAAAUGCAAUAAGAUCAAGAACGAAAUGCUUGAGUGGGACGAAAAGGAUGAGCCAAGCACAAGAAAAAUAAGUAGGUGGGAGAUUACGCCUAGGACAGCAACACAAUCAAAGAGGUUGAAAUGGGAUCAAACUCCAUUAGGAUACAUCAAGAUGGAGGAUGAUGUAUGGAGUGGCGGUGUAAGCAGAAUGAGUGCAAGGUGGGAUACAGAUGAUACAAAGGCAGUGAAUGCUGUGUACUCAGAGAUGUCAGCCAGAGAAAUCAACAUGUGUCUUCCGAGCAAGGGAUACAAGAGAUAUGAUGUGGCUGAUGCUGGCAGAGAUGUAUAUGAUGGCAUUGAUAAGGCAGGACUGCCUGAGAUACCUGCUGAUGAGAAGGACUUUUUCAUGCCGAUUUUCAACUCAGGGAGUGAGGCUGAAGUUAAUGUGUACAAAGGAAUACUGCUUGUGAAGAAUGGAAGUAAAGCCAUGCGUGCACGUGGACUGGCGAUUCUUAAGAAGGCUGAUGCGGGUCUGGCAUUAGAGGCCGUGGUUCUGAUGGGGAUGUCGUUGGAGCUUGAUGAUGGAGGCAAGAUGAAAUUGGUCGAGAUGCUCAAGGCGCUACUUGAGAGUGUAGAUAUGCAUGGAGUAAAAUGCUUGCGAGAGAUUCUGUUUGUGCUGGGAUCGUAUUGCUGGAUUGACUUGCCAAGAAAGCUGUUGAUACCGGCUCUGACGAUGAUUUAUGCAAAUGGAAUUGAGUUUGUAAUAAGUAGAAUUCAAUACGACUUUUCAAGCAAGGAUUUCCAUAUCAGAGAAGUGGUUGGCAAGGUAAUAGGCACAUUUAUACGAUUCUUUAAAGUGGAUGAAGUGUUUAAGCUUCUGAAUAGCAUGGGAUCUAGCCAGACAGCAGAUGUCAGGAAGUGUUGUGUUAGAGCAGUGCUGGGCAUUUGCGAUAUGCUUGGAAGUGAAGCUUCUUUGUAUUUGGAGAUGCUGCUGGAUGUUAUUUGCAUGCUGGUUCAGGAUGGAAACAGAUUUGUGAAGAUGGAUGCGGCAAAUGCAAUGUCUUACAUGUUCAGCACAGUAAGUUCUCAAAUACCUAGCGCCGACAGCAUAUUCUGCCUGCUCAGCAAUGAAUUCGUCAACUCAAGAAGCAUUGAGUCUGAGGCGUUGCUAAGGGCAAUGUCCCAUUUGUGCUAUGACAGUGUGGAGCAUUCUAGAGUUGUGUUUGAAUUCCUGAGAGCAUCUGGAGCAAUCGAUGCAGGGAGUGCCAGGAUAUUUGAUAAGGUGUGCCUUAUGAUUGAUAAGGAAGAUGCAUUUGAGUAUUUUUGCAGGCUGCAACCUGUUGUGUUUGGUACGGAUGCAAGGGAGUAUGAAAAUGCCAUGAGUGCGAUGUGUGUGAAGAUGUGUGUGGAUUCCAGAGCUGCAAAGAUGAUUCUUGCAUGCUACAGUGAUGCCUGGAAUGCAAGACUGGUUUCGAAGAUUUUCAGCAAUGUAGAAGGUCUGGAGCUUGAUGGCGAUGAUGCAGACAAGUAUUACAGAUGUGUUUGCAAUGCAAUCAGACAUGGCGCUGUUAGUGUUAAGCUUGUUCGAUUGCUGGUCGGUAAGCGCUUUCUUCAGAAAAGGCAUACGGGAAUGCUUGUUUCAGAGUUUAUUGGGAUGCUGAAGGAUCCUGUAGCAGACACAAGGACUAGAGGGCUCUGCAUGUUGAAAAGCAUUGCAAGCAUGCUGAGCAAAGAUGAGCUUGUGCUGUGUGGAAAUUUUCUGAUGGAGAACAUGAUGGAGGAAAACCAGGAUGUAUUAUCGAAUGUGCUGAGGGCCACAUGUGCUGUAUACAGCUGCCACAGGUUUAGGCAUGCUUCCGAUUUGAUCCUGGGGAUUCUACCUGUUAUCAGGACAAAAGAGCAUGGAGUGACUGAAUCUGCUGUUGAGCUGCUCCAUGCCAUCUGUGUGAAUGCACCUGACGAGUGUGCAACGGUCUCCAGCAAAGAAUGGCUCAGGAUAUCAUAUGAGCUGACUGAUGUACUUUCCUCAUGGAGCAGAAGAACAAGAAGAGGCGUUAUUGGCUGUCUUGGAUGCAUAUCAAGAAUUGUAGGGCCGCAGGAGAUUCUGAACAUAUUGAUGGACGGGCUUGAAUCUGAAAACAGAUUCCAAAGGACCGGUGCGUCUAUUGCAAUUGGAAUCGUGGGGGAGCAUAAUGGAUUGUGCUCUGUUCUGCCGACUCUGCUGGCUGAUUACCGAAUACCAAGUGUGUCUGUGCAGCAAGGGAUAAUGAAGGCUAUACAGUGUUUUUUGCAAAGGGUGCCUGAUGUGCCAUGGGAAUACAUGUUUUCGGCUAUUGCUGUGAUUGAAGAUGCAUUGAUGGACAGAGACCCGGUGUACAGAAGUGCAGGAAUCACACUUGUGAAGCAUGUUGUGCUGAACCACACAAAAAGCAGCACGGAUGUGGUGUUUGUCACACAUCUGCUGAAUAUGGUGUGGAUAAACAUUCUGGACAGCACACCAAUAGUGAAAUCAUCGUUUGAUGAAUGCAUCGAGGCAUUCUCCACUGUGCUUUCAUCAAGACUUUUGUAUAAGUAUGUCAUGGGAGGUCUUUUGCAUCCCUCAGGCAUAGUCCGGCAGAGAUACGGUGCAGUGCUUGCAAUACUAGAGCAUUUCGAUAGCACAAGCCUUUCGCAAUCAUAUCUUAUAGAAGAUGACUUUUUAAUGCACAUAUAG
Molecule: messenger RNA, 2748 nt
Organism: Ordospora pajunii
Lineage: Eukaryota; Fungi; Microsporidia; Ordosporidae
Exons: 1
Coding region: 1-2748 (915 amino acids)
Biological process (GO): spliceosomal complex assembly
Cellular component (GO): catalytic step 2 spliceosome; U2 snRNP; U2-type prespliceosome
Molecular function (GO): mRNA binding
Source: RefSeq, a predicted model, not a curated record